AUCGUGUGUCCAUUUGCACAUGCAUGCAAUGAUGACAUGCACAUGCAUAGCUUAAUUAGCUCCAUGCAUCCAUUGCCGCGCCGAUCCCCUAUAUAAACCACUCCAUAUGCCUCACCACUCACUCAUCCACCACAGCUUAGCAUUAACCACCAGUGCCUUACACACUCUCGAUCAACAAACUCUAGCCGAUCAGUUGCAUAGCAAGCAAUGGGGUGCUCUAAAACCCUAGUAGCUGGUCUCUUGGCCAUGCUCUUCCUAGCUCCGACCAUCCUAGCCACCGACCCUGAUCCUCUCCAGGACUUCUGCGUCGCCGACCUCGACGGCAAGGCAAUCUCGGUGAACGGGCACACAUGCAAGCCCAUGUCGGAGGCCGGCGACGACUUCCUCUUCUCAUCCAAGCUGGCCAAGGCUGGCAACACGUCCACUCCUAACGGCUCGGCCGUGACGGAGCUCGAUGUGGCAGAGUGGCCCGGCACAAACACGCUGGGCGUGUCCAUGAACCGCGUGGACUUUGCGCCCGGAGGCACCAACCCGCCACACAUCCACCCGCGUGCCACCGAGAUCGGCAUCGUGAUGAAAGGUGAGCUCCUCGUGGGAAUCCUCAGCAGCCUUGACUCUGGGAACAAGCUCUACUCCAGGGUGGUGCGCGCCGGAGAGACGUUCCUCAUCCCGCGGGGCCUCAUGCACUUCCAGUUCAAUGUCGGGAAGACCGAGGCCUCCAUGGUCGUCUCCUUCAACAGCCAGAACCCCGGCAUCGUCUUCGUGCCACUCACGCUCUUCGGCUCCAACCCACCCAUCCCGACACCGGUGCUCACCAAGGCGCUCCGGGUAGAGGCCGGGGUCGUGGAACUUCUCAAGUCCAAGUUUGCCGCUGGGUUUUAAUUCCUGGGAGACUGCCCAUGAAUGAUCAUAUAUCAUUCCGUAUAUGCAUGCUAGCGAAAUUUAAUAAUUCUCAGCAGAAGAUAUCUAUUCAAGCUUCUGGUUAAGCUCGCAUGCAGUUGUAAUAAGAUUGAAUAAGUUGGCCUCGUGGUUCAGUCAUCAGAGCCAAUACGAGGAAUUGAAAUGUACUACUUUUUAUUGUCUUCAUUGUUCUUUCAUUGUACGGAAUACAUAAUUAUCAUUUCCGCA
Messenger RNA from Aegilops tauschii subsp. strangulata, 1128 nucleotides. Its product is annotated as oxalate oxidase GF-2.8. Gene Ontology annotation, molecular function: manganese ion binding. The record is from RefSeq and is a predicted model, not a curated record. Lineage: Eukaryota; Viridiplantae; Streptophyta; Magnoliopsida; Poales; Poaceae.